AUGGACAUCAUGUUCCAGUGUGAGGUCACAGGCUCCCCGGCCCCCACCGUCAAAUGGGUCAAAAACGGAGAUGCCGUCAUUCCCAGCGACUACUUCAAAAUUAUUGUGAGCUUGCUGUGGUGUGAAAUGUCAUUAGGAUGCUUGAUAUAAUACCUGUAGUUGAGCUUCUGUUCUUCACUGAGGAUAUUCUGCAGUCUGAUACCUCUUAACCAAUCGCUUUAACACGCAGUACUUCAGCUAGAUGCUCAACUGAUAUUGUCUUUGACUUACGAGUGGCCGGUCAAUCACCAUAUUGACCUCUCACACCGUCUCCACCUCAAUACAUUGACCUCUUUCCCUAUCUCUUCACCACCUGAUGUUAUUGACCUCUCUCUCUGACCGUAGAAUGAACACAACCUGCAGGUGCUGGGUCUGGUCAAGUCUGACGAGGGCUUCUACCAGUGUCUGGCAGAGAACGACGCAGGGAACGUGCAGUCCAGCGCUCAGCUCAUCAUCCUAGAGCAC
Molecule: messenger RNA, 504 nt
Organism: Coregonus sp. 'balchen'
Lineage: Eukaryota; Metazoa; Chordata; Actinopteri; Salmoniformes; Salmonidae
Source: the annotation of a GenBank genome assembly